UUUUGUUUUGGGGUUUGAUUCCAAUUUAAGUUUGGGUUAAGAGAUUGAAGCAGACUUCCAAUUUGGUAUAAAUACUGAAGUUAGUUGUAGACAGAAUCAUUAUCAGCUUAUCAUUCAACUUGUUCGUAGGUCAACUCAACUCCAAAUCUCAAUACAAUCAUGAAGUGCAUCGCAGCUGUAGUCAUGGUGGCCCUUGCCGUCGCUGCCGAAGCUUCCUACGUCCCGUACGCUCAUCAGGGAUACGCUGUCGCUCCAGUGGUGACCUACGCCGCCCAUCACGGCGGACCAACCGUUGUCCAGUCCAACGACCCUCACAGCUGGGCCUACGCCUCUGCUGUCCACCACGCUCACCCGAUUGCUCCAAUUGUCUCGGCUUACAACCAUUACGAUGGCCACAACUACGCCGGACAUCACAUCCCGGCGGCCGUGACCUACGAUGCUGGCCACUACUACGAUAACCACCAUCAUGGACACGCUGCUGCCGUGAUUGCUGCCCCAGUUCAGCACUCGGCCACGUACGUCGCCGCCAACCGUGGAGCUGUCCACAAGGCCCCGCUCACCGGACAUGCCGUCAACCAGAAGUCCCUGAACCUGGCACCGGCUCCGGGAACUUUGUAAAUUUUAUGACUCAACUUACCUGUACGUAAAUGUGAUAAAUUAUAAAGAAUACAAAUGAACAUAACGUAAAAAA
Messenger RNA from Culex quinquefasciatus (southern house mosquito), 691 nucleotides. RefSeq names its product adult cuticle protein 1. The transcript is spliced from 2 exons. Lineage: Eukaryota; Metazoa; Arthropoda; Insecta; Diptera; Culicidae. Bases 160 to 618 code for a protein of 152 amino acids. The record is from RefSeq and is a predicted model, not a curated record.